This is a messenger RNA of Haplochromis burtoni (Burton's mouthbrooder), 3455 nucleotides long. It is a transcript of the gene agpat5, whose product is annotated as 1-acylglycerol-3-phosphate O-acyltransferase 5 (lysophosphatidic acid acyltransferase, epsilon). Lineage: Eukaryota; Metazoa; Chordata; Actinopteri; Cichliformes; Cichlidae. Gene Ontology annotation, molecular function: acyltransferase activity. The record is from RefSeq and is a predicted model, not a curated record. Gene Ontology annotation, cellular component: mitochondrion; endomembrane system. Bases 635 to 1732 code for a protein of 365 amino acids. The transcript has 8 exons.
CCGGCGUCAUUGCGUAGGGAGGCGUGUGUGACAUUUGCGGUGCAAGAAGCUAGUUUGAGAACAGCUAACCGGGUAAAGAUGAGGACCUAGAGAAGAAAGUAGGAAAUAUUUUUUCCGUUUAGCACCAGGGUCGAGUUUUGGCUUUGACUUGGUCAUGGUUCCCCGAUUAGAGAAGAUAUUUAUGUCAAAUGUAGCGUUUGGUAAAACUUCCUGUGUUGGCGAGCACGUUGAGUAGUUAAGCUAAUGCCUUUUUUUCUGAACUUGUAGUAAACGUGCAGAGUUCAGGCUGAGGACGUGUUCCGGUUUGCUGUCCUGAGAUGUCCGUACUAAUAUUUGAUAACUGCAACUUAAGUUUAUGCAUUGCUGUAUGGCUUUAAGCGCUUGAGCCGACUUGACAAACUGCGUUGUUUUUUUUUGCACACAAGGUUAAAAUUAGCUUUAGCCAACUAGCUCCUCAUUCCCUUCUUGCUGCAGCUUUCUCACUUUUCCUCCGCUGACUAGUCGGGACAGGUGUGCUGAAAUUGGGACAGGUGUGUUGUGGGAUACCCAGGGUGCACUGCUACUUAAUCACGGCGUGCGCUGACAGUCCACUUCAGGGAUUUUCUGUCACUUCAGUGGAGCCAGAGGUGCAAUCAUGCUGCUCUCUUUGGUUGUGCACACAUACUCGCUGCGGUACUGGUUUCCUGCUACGAUUAUGCUGGGGACAGCCCCGGCUUAUCUGCUGUCAUGGGGGGCUUGGCGCUUGCUGUCAACUAUCUUACCAUCGAGUUUGUACCACAAAAUAGACGACCGGUUGUACUGCGUCUACCAGAGUAUGGUCCUAUUCUUCUUUGAAAACUACACAGGAGUUGAGAUUGUUAUUUAUGGAGAUAUACCAAAGAACAAGGAGAAUGUGGUUUACCUGUCAAAUCAUCAAUGCACAGCUGACUGGAUCAUUGCUGACAUGCUUGCCAUCAGGCAGAGCGCUCUGGGUCAUGUCAGAUAUGUCCUUAAAGAUGGACUCAAGUGGCUGCCGCUAUAUGGAUGGUAUUUCUCUGAGCACGGGGGAAUCUAUGUGAAACGAAGCUCAAAGUUCAAUGAAAAGGCGAUGAGGAAGAAGCUCCUUGCUCAGACUCAGCGUGGAGCACCGAUGUACCUCGUCAUCUUCCCUGAAGGAACUCGGUAUAAUCCAGACCUCAAGAAUGUUAUCGCUGACAGUCAGGCUUUUGCUGCGAAAGAAGGGCUCACUGUCCUGAAGCACACUCUAACACCCAGAAUGAAAGCAGCUCAUGUAGCCAUCGAUACUAUGAAGGGCCACCUGGAUGCUGUGUAUGACGUCACUGUGGCCUACGAGGGAACGCUGGACAGCUCCGGGCAGAGGAGAUCUGCACCAGCGAUGCCAGAAUUCCUCUGCAAAGAAUGCCGCCGCAUCCACAUACACUUCGACCGUGUGGACAUAAAAGAAAUUCCCUCGGAGCCGGCGUUUUUCCGCAGAUGGCUGCACGAUCGCUUCGAAAUCAAGGACCGGCUGCUGACCAAUUUCUACGAGUCGCAGGAUUCCGACAAAUUAUGCAAGUUCCCCGGUGAGGGCAAACCUUCUCCGCUGAAUCUCUCGAAAACCCUGCCCUCCUUGGUCAUCCUUGGGGGACUGACACUGCCAAUGCUGCUGACAGAAAAGGGCAGGAAGCUGUACGUGAGAACCUGGGUGUGUGGGACGCUGCUGGGCUGGCUGUGGGUAAACAUUUUUCCCUAACAAAUCGAGGCCAGUCUGCCACGAUGAGACGCACAAAAGACUCGAGACGGUGCCAUUUUCCUGUAUCGCGACACAAUGUAUGCUCCAGAUGCAGAGCAGUAUGUGAUAAAAGGCUCAGAGAUAUUUUUGUUUGACUGUUUGACCGGAGACACUGAGAAAUGUUAGCCUUUUGUGCUACUUGCUCCCUCCUCAACCUGAAAUGACAAAACCUUUGUUAAAGUAUUAUAUUCCCCAAAAGUUAUUGAAAUAGCUUCAUACCUCUAUUAAAAUAACCCCUCCUUCCUUUCAUCGGAUUUAGCCAAAUUAGUAUCCUUGCAUGCUGUUUUCUUCUUCUUUGGUCUUUGGCCAGUUUAGUUCUAAUUAUUUCUGAGAGCAAAGUGUGCCAAGCACUCUAAAAACACAUGCAACGAUCACGGUCGGCUGCUGUACUAAAGAGCACAGCCUGCUGCUGAUUGAUCAUUUAAGUGCACUGAUUUAUUGGUAUUGGUUGUAAUGUUUGUCUUGUUUCAUGCCAAGUCUCAUAUCAGGAAGAAAUGCACUUUUCCCCCUCGUAUAAGGUGAUGUUUGUUUUUGUUUUUUACAUUGGUCGAACAACAUGCAGUCCUCUACACGGGCCCAUACGGGUGACACCAGCUACAUUGUUUAUUUUAAAUAAUCAUCUUUUGUUUCCUCACUGUGAAUGUAGCCGUAAGAACAAGUAUAUUUGUGGAUCUGUGAAAGACUAGCCCCUCCCCCUUUUCUCUUUUCAGCUCAGCCUUUUUUGUCAAGAAACACUGUUGGAGCUCGCAGUGGAGGACUGUCAGUGAACUUGUUCCACUAAUGUAAAUCAUUACUUCCACCUUUAAAAUCGUCAGUCAUUGCCAAAACCUGUUGCGUUUUGUUUUUCCACAUCGUCCCACUGAGAGCGUCUCUGCCGUCGUCGACAACGUAUUGCUCAACUUAAAACACGCAAAGAGGCUUUACGUGUUUGUUCCUCUGAGUUAAUAAAGAAAAUCUGAUUUUUUCAUAAUUAUUCAUAACUUUUCUAUAUGCAUUUGUUACGACCGUGUUAAGGUUCACGUCUGUCUACCUAACAAAACGCUGACAAAGCCAUGUUAACAGUAUAUCGCAGGUUUCCUGUGCACUCAAAGCCAUUUGUAUUUUAAACAUCAUUGUAUCGUGAAAUGCACUGUAUGUCUGUUGUCGUUGUUUACCAUGAAAGCGUUGCAUUUUCCACACGUCACUUUACGUAUUUACGACCUCCUGUAGCCUGAUGUGUUUUAUUUCCUUGUGUGGAUGGUAUAGUAAUUUACAUCUUGCUCUAAUACCUCACUUGAAUAAUCCUUCCUUGUUUUUAAAUGACCUUUGUCAGCCAUUUUCUAGUCAUUUUUAUCCAGACGAGCUCUGACUGUAACUCAUCAGGAAACUCUGUAGACAGUGUAUUAAAUGCCAACUGUUUUUGGAAAUGCGUGCCUUCUCUUUGGAGGAGUCGGUCCUCGGCCGUCUCACAGAGCGCCACGGUGGCUCUAUUUUCUUUCCGCCAGGUGACUGCACAGAUGCUCUCUGCUGGAGCUGCUGCUCACUGCAGCAUGCGGCAAUACUGUCUACAGUUCAUAGUGGCUUAUUUUCCUCUAAGAAUGCAUUGAUUUACACUUGAGGACUAUUAUUAAAUGGUGAAACCUUUAAUGCGUGUAAGUUAUGGAAGUUGGGGGUGAGAAUGAAAUAAAGUGGUUUUCCUGGGCAA